Messenger RNA from Eimeria acervulina, 2052 nucleotides. RefSeq lists its product as hypothetical. The coding region runs from base 1 to 2052 and encodes 683 amino acids. The transcript is spliced from 5 exons. Lineage: Eukaryota; Apicomplexa; Conoidasida; Eucoccidiorida; Eimeriidae. The record is from RefSeq and is a predicted model, not a curated record.
AUGGGGAUGCUAUCAGGUGGCCUUACGCCGUUUCAGCUUCUGUUUGCCGCCUCCUCUUGUAUCUUUUUCUUGACUCACUCUCUUCGUCUUGUCGCAGCAUUGACAGAAGGUUGCGUCAUUAUUUGCAACGAGCGCCGCCGCAUCCUUUGGGCAUUUCCUAUUGCUUCAGCGGAGCAGUGGGGGCCCCUAAGGGGCCCCCUGUUGGAGGCCCUAGGGGGCCCCUCCAGCAGCACGCAGGGAGCAGGAGAAGUUCUAUGUGAAGAUUUGGUACAUCCUGAAGACCGCAAGGCACUUAUUAAAGCAUUUGAGAUAGCAGGAGAGCAAAGGAAGAAGAAAGAGGGGCAGGAGCCGUUAAAAGAAGGGGAGGGACAGCAGCAGAUGCUGCUAGGAGCAGAAAAAGAAGGACCUCCAGAGACUCCUGUAGUGUUGGUGCGAUCGAACACAUGCAAGGAGGAGGCAGGGGGAGCGAGGCUGUUUCGGGUGUCAGUGAGCGGCUGCUGUGGCUCCUCUUCUCUCUUUGUUUGUUUGUGGAAUGAUGCAACGAGACAGAGACGCAGCGCAGCAGUACAGGAGGCGCUCGUGUACGGUUUAUCCGACUGUAUGUCCACUGUUGUUUGGGUGGUUGACCCGGCAGCAGCUACGGAUCAAGCAGACCCUGCAACAGCUGCUGCUGUUGUGCGAGAAGAGGCAGCAGCAGCAGCAGCAGCAGUAGAAGGAGCAGCAGCCGCAUCAGCACCGAUCCUUCCAUCGGGUUCUGAGAUAGAUCAAGGGGGCCCCUCAGAGUCUGAUGGGGUACUUGAGGGUGGCGAUAGCAGCAGCAGAGAGAAAACAGACCCAGAGAUGAGUGGAACAGCUUACGAUGAGGGGUCUUCUGGCACGGGUAUGCCUGAACCUUCUUUGUUUUCAGAGGGCCAGCAGCAAGAGCGUUGCUACACCGAACUUGCUGCGGUGUCUCCGCGUCUCAUGUGCAGCUGCAUAAGCAGAAGCAGCAGCGGAAGCAACGAAGGAGAAGAGGCUGCUGCUUCAUCUAGCGGCGGUGCCUCUUCUUUCUUGCGCGCCUCCUCUUCAGGUGUAUCCUCAACUCAUCCCGCUGCAAAUGAACCCCCUGUAGCUCCAGCUUCUCUCUGCCCUUCAGUCUAUCAGACUCAGCUCGAUGUCGUUACAGCUGAUAGAGAAGGGCUUCGGCAGCCUCCUCCUGUCUCAUGGGCUGGACAAAACCCUCACAUGCACAGCUACACGAAAGGGUUUACUGUUGAAGGUGGGGCCCCCCUGCUGCAGAUAGAGGAAGAGGGGCCGACGAGUUUUUUGUUGGAACAUUCAAAGACAAUCUUGCGGCGAUUAACAGGGCAUGCAGUAGCAGGGAAGGAGCCCUUUUCAUUGCUCGCUGCAGCAGACCCCAGGGCCCCCAUCAGUAGCAACAAUAACAACAACCCCACCACUCCGAACUGGACAGAUUUCUUCCUAGAACCCGGAAAGACUCAGCUGCUUGAAUGUGUACGAAGACUCCGCACGCACGGCACUUCAUUCUCUAUUGAGUUGCCUUAUGAACGCUCAGAUGCAGAAAUAAGGUGGUUCCGUGUUGCGGGAUAUUGCAGCUCCUGCAUGCCUGGCAUCAUGUGGGGUAUAAUGCAGGAUACAACGGCCUCUCGCACACGGCUAGACUGUGCACAAAGAAGUUUGCAUCAACUUAAGACUCUCUUCGAGGCGGAGUUCUGUGGAUUUGGUGUUGUAGAUACAGCGGACACAGGAUUGAUAGUUGAGACGUCAGCUGGGUUGGACGCUUUUCUGGGCGCCUCUGCGGUUGGCCGGCCUUCGAUUUGUCUAUUACCCGAACCGGUGGAGAAAUUAACAACGCGCAGCGGGAGUUGCGUGGGGGCCCCCAUAAUAAUCAAAGAACAGGAGUUCCCAGGGGCGGGCCUUCACCAAGUAACGGUCACAGCGGUUCUGGAUAGUGAAUCGCCUGGCGAUUUGCUGUUUGCUUUGAGAGAUGACAGAAGAAAACAGAGUAUCUUGGGGCUGCAAAGAAUAAUCCACGCAAUGCACGCAACGUAG